Molecule: messenger RNA, 960 nt
Organism: Prunus avium (sweet cherry)
Lineage: Eukaryota; Viridiplantae; Streptophyta; Magnoliopsida; Rosales; Rosaceae
Source: RefSeq, a predicted model, not a curated record
CUCUUCGAUUGCGAUGGCGUGCUUGUCGAUACAGAGAAGGAUGGCCACCGCGUUUCUUAUAAUGAAACUUUCAAAGAGAAAGAAUUGAGUGUUACUUGGGAUGUAGAUUUGUACGCAGAGUUGCUCAAGAUUGGAGGUGGAAAAGAAAGGAUGACAGCCUAUUUUAACAAGAUGGGUUGGCCCAAAAAUGCUCCGAAGAGUGAAGAAGAAAGAAAAGCAUUUGUAGCUUCACUUCACAAGAGAAAGACAGAGUUGUUUGCGGCCCUUAUUGAGAAAAGGCUGCUGCCGCUUCGGCCAGGAGUUGUAAAGCUGAUAGAUCAGGCUCUAGCAGAAGGAGUUAAAGUUGCUGUGUGCAGCACUUCCGUUGAGAAGGCGGUCUCUGCAAUAGUUACAUUCUUGCUGGGACCAGAACGGGCAGAAAAAAUCAAGAUAUUUGCAGGUGAUGUGGUUGCCCGCAAGAAGCCUGAUCCAGCCAUCUACGAAUUGGCGGCUAAUACUCUUGGUGUUGAUCCUUCAAGUUGUGUUGUGAUAGAGGACAGCGGCAUAGGCCUUGCAGCUGCCAAAGCCGCUGGAAUGAAGUGUAUAGUAACUAAGAGCGGAUACACAGCCAAUCAAGAAUUUCCGAAUGCAGAUGCAGUCUUCGACUUCAUUGGAGAUCCCCCGGAGGAGCGAUUCGACUUGGCAUUCUGCGGAAGCCUUCUCAAGCAGUGAGCUAGCUCAGUUUUCAGUAAUUAUCUGUUCCAUCUAAAAUUCGUUGGAUAGUGAUUAGGGUUUCAGCAAAGAUAAUAAAAAAAAUGCCAGUGCAUUUUGUAGUAGUCUUGAUGUAUAUUAAAGUGCAAAUUAGCAAUUCUCAAGCAGACAAAGUUUUCAUUUGUGAAUCUCUGGAUGAAGUAUUAUAAGGAGCUUCCAUUGCUAAGGCAAGCUUUUGGAAUGAUCUUAAGCUAUGAAUUCUUUCAUUUG